Brassica napus (rape) is the source of this 1139-nucleotide messenger RNA. RefSeq lists its product as uncharacterized. Lineage: Eukaryota; Viridiplantae; Streptophyta; Magnoliopsida; Brassicales; Brassicaceae. The transcript is spliced from 5 exons. The record is from RefSeq and is a predicted model, not a curated record. The coding region runs from base 497 to 856 and encodes 119 amino acids.
CACCAUCUGCAAGUAUAUAAAGCAGUGAAAUAUUGGCCUUGGUCCCAAAAAAAUUUGAAGAUUUUUUAUUAAGAAUAUGCCUUCAAAUUAAGUUUUUUUAAUUAAAAGUUUUAAAAUAAUGUAUAUAAACCUUGGAAUCUUAGAUCUGGUCCUGGGUAACUGAACAAAAAGGGAAGCUAGGACUUUGGUAGAUACAUGCUUAGACCAUCCGCAACGCGGGCUGUUAAGUGAAUCCUUAACAUAAAUUCUUAAGGUAAAGGAAUUAAAAUAAUAUUAAAAAAGAUCGGCAAGCUAAGAAUGAGUCCUUAAUUAAGAGAAUUAAGGACCAAAUCCUUGAUGUGCUGGCACCUCAUCAUUGGCUCGGGAAAAGGGUUGUGUUUCGUAUGAGUGAGAAAAAUCAUUCAUUUUCGCGAGCAACUGAAAAAAAAAAGACGAGACGCGAUAAGAAAGGGGAUAGAAGAGGCGAUAAGAGAGCGUCUUUCUUGAAGGUUGUAAAAUGGAGGAAGAACUGCGAGAUAUGAAGGCACGCAAAGCACACUACGACAUGCUCCAUUUCGUUGCAGACGCGCAACAAGGGAUUCCCAAACUGUGCCCCUGUGGAUCAAUCACGAAGGAAUCCGUGGAUGAAGAGGAUACAUAUGACUACCUCCCAGGGAAAAGAUACUUCAUCUGCAAAGACUUCGAGAAUGACGGGAUGCAUUUUAGGCAGCCAUGGGUUAUGGGUGUGCAACAAGAGGUAGAGAGGCUCAAAAUAAGGGUUCACGAGCAUGAGAAGCUUCUCAGGGAAUGCGACGAACUGAAGGCCCAGGUGAGGAUGCUGCUUAGGCGUGUGUCUGACCUUGAGAGAGUCGUCUGAGGUAAAGCUGAAGACCAUGUACCAGAUGAAGACAAAGGAUGCUGUCUCUUCCUUGUUCAUUCACGGGUUCUUUGUUUAUGUGUUGCUUUGUAUCUGACCCAAGUCACGGGUUAUUUGUUUCUGUCUUGCUUUCCUAUUUCCAUGUGCACCAAGUCACGGGUGUCUGUUUCGUUGUUUCUUUGUAUUUCCUAGUUGCCUUUAUAAGUCAGUUUGUAGUGUCUCUUCUUGUACUCACUCUUUGUUAUAAACUUUGUUAAGAAAACCAGUUCUUCUGCUUGUUCUC